AUGGCUUCUCGGUGUCGGAAAUGUGGACAACAGGUGCCCAGGAAUCCACCUUUCACUGCUGUCCGGAUAACAGAAGGAGAAAUGAAAUCUUAUCAUGAUUUUAUAGGAGGAUGCAUUAGACUGGAGCGCAUGGCAAAGAAAGAUGAAAUCAUGCAGCAGGAGAUACGGCCGCUGGUUGCAGUGGAUAUAAUAGAGCAACUCCACAGGCAAUUUGCUAUCUUGUCAGGAGGAAGAGGGAAGGAUGGAGCACCCAUUAUAACCUUUCCAGAAUUUGCAGGAUUCAGUGACAUACCUGAUGAAGAUUUUCUGAACGUGGUCACGUAUCUAACCAGCAUUCCCAGUCUGGAGGCUGCCAGCAUCGGAUUCAUCAUCAUCAUAGACAGACGACGGGACAAAUGGAGCGCAGUCAAGGCAUCCCUGACACGGAUAGCUGGAGCAUUUCCAGGAAACCUGCAGCUGGUGUUUGUCCUGCGACCCUCCCGCUUUAUCCAAAGGACAAUCGCUGACAUUGGCAUUAAGCUCUAUCGAGAUGACUUUAAAAUGAAGGUACCGAUCAUCAUGUUAAAUUCUGUCUCUGAUCUGCAUGGCUAUAUUGACAAAAGUCAGCUGACCCGGGAGCUGGGAGGAACCCUGGAGUAUGGCCACAGUCAGUGGAUACAUCACCGAACUGCUAUUGAAAACUUUGCAAUGACAGUAAAAACAACAGCACAGAUGCUACAGACCUUUGGAACAGACCUAGCAGAGACUGAACUUCCCAACGAUGUGCAGUGCACAGAGGAGCUCCUCUCCGCACACACUGACCACCAUAGCAAGCUGAAGGAUGAGCUGAAACUAGCUGUGAAGCAGGGGGCCACCCUACUGACAUGCAUUAGGGAGCCAGUCACCCGAAGCGCCAACAGCAAACUCAGUCCAGAUGAACUGGAAAAUGUGGCAACAGUAGAAAGGUUGUUGGCUCAGUUGGAUGAAACAGAAAAGGCUUUUGAUCAAUUUUGGACCAAGCAUCACCUAAAACUAGAACAAUGCCUGCAGCUUCGACACUUUGAACAUAAUUUUAGAGAGGUAAAACUGGCAUUGGAUAAUCUCAUGGAAGCACAAGCAGGUUUUGCUGAUAUUGGAGACAGCGUGACUCGAGUGGAGCACCUCCUAAGGGAACAGAAACAACUGGAAGAGAAAGGACAGGAACCUUUGGAGAAGGCCCAGUCUCUAGCGCUCCAUGGAGAACAGCUCAUCCAAAACAACCAUUAUGCAGUUGACUCCAUUAGACCAAAGUGUGUUGAACUCAGGCGUAUUUGUGAUGACUUUACCAAUGAGACCAAGAAAAAGUAUGAUCUUUUGGGAAAGUCUCUUGAGCUGCAUAAGCAAUUAGAUAAGGCAAGCCAAUGGUGUGAAGCUGGAAUCUACCUCUUAGCUUCCCAAGCUGUGGACAAGUGCCAGUCACAAGAGGGAGCUGAAACUGCACUCGUUGAAAUUGAGAAGUUCCUGGUAACAGCUAAGGAACACCAGCUCUCUAACCCGAAGGAGUUCUACAAUCAGUUUGACAUGAUCCUCACCCCCGAAAUAAAGGCCAAUGCCCAAAGAAUUCUACAAAAACUAGAAGAUGUACAAGAAAUGUUUGACAAGAGGCAAGUAAGUCUGAAGAAGCUGGCAGCCAAACAGACCCGACCAGUACAACCUGUUGCCCCACAUCCUGAAUCUUCCCCAAAGAGAGCAUCACCAAAGAUUACCAGACCAGCAGGAGUAGCUACCAACAGGAGGUCCACAGAAAUUUCCUGCCCUCCAAAGUCAAUUUCUGAAGUAGAGUUAUCAAAAAAGAAAAACAUUAAGAAGACUAAAGGUGGAAUUAAGAUUGAAGUGAUGCAUGAAGCUAGUCAAGGGGGAUCUAGCAGAGUCCUGGUGAUGAGUGAAAGUGACGAGAACUUGUCAACAAGGAGGAGCCACAUUAUCAAUGAGCUGAUAGAAACAGAACGGGUUUAUGUAGAAGAACUUCAAAGUAUAAUAGAGGGGUAUGCUUCAGAAAUGGACAAUCCCAAUUUAGUACAUCUGAUUCCAUCUGCACUCCAGAACAAGAAGGAAGUUCUUUUUGGGAACCUCCCAGAAAUCUACGAAUUCCACAACAGGAUUUUCCUUAAGGAGAUAGAAAAUUGCAUUGAAAAUCCUGAGCUUCUUGCCCGAUGCUUUUUGAAAAGAAAAGAGGACCUCCAAAUAUAUGAAAAAUACUGUCAGAACAAGCCAAGGUCUGAAGCUCUCUGGAGACAGUGUGGAGACAGCAUCUUUUUUCAGGAAUGUCAGCGUAAAUUGGAUCAUAAGCUCUCGCUAGACGCUUAUCUCUUAAAGCCAGUCCAGAGAAUCACCAAGUACCAGCUGCUGUUAAAGGAAAUGCUGAAGUGCAGCAAGAAUUCAGAGGGUACCGCUGAAUUGGAAGAAGCCCUGGCCACGAUGCUUGAUAUCAUCAAAUCAGUAAAUGACUCCAUGCACCAGAUUGCAAUCACAGGAUAUGAGGGGGAUGUCAGUGAGCUUGGCAAGCUGUUGAUGCAAGGUUCCUUCAAUGUGUGGACUGACCACAAGAAGGGGCACAACAAGGUGAAGGACUUGGCUAGAUUCAAACCGAUGCAGAGACACCUCUUCCUCUACACAAAGAUGCUACUUUUCUGCAAGAAACGGGAGGAGAACACAGAUGGCCAUGAGAAGACAGCUUCAUACAGCUUUAAAAAUUCAUUAAAGAUGAGCACUGUGGGCAUUACAGAAAAUGUAAAAGGGGAUAACAAGAAGUUUGAGAUCUGGUAUAAUGGCAGAGAAGAGGUCUAUAUCAUUCAGGCAUCUUCUGUUGAGCUGAAAAACACCUGGAUUUCAGAGAUUCGCAAAGUCCUGACAGGACAACUGGAAGCAUGUAGAGAAGCAAGUCAACUGCACCAAAGAAUCACCGAGAGUGUAUACCAUGCACCAAUGGAUUCCUCCAAUGCAAGCAGGUAUGGCAGGAAGUCAUCAAGUAUAUAUGAAAACAAAUCUGAGACAUCAAACGUGGAAGCAUCUAACAAUAAAAACAGGAAUUCCAGUCCCAGCUCCAGACAAAAGAGAGUUGAUGCUUCCACCAGCCUUAACCUUGAGCGCACAGCGCUUGCUAGAAAGCGAUUCACAUUGCAAGGUCUUUCCAACCGCAGAGCUCCACCCAAAGAUCCAGAAUCUAAGGAAAGAGAAGUUACCCGUCGCUUUUCCCUAGCCUCCUCCAUCAGCACCACAGUUAAUGCUUCUGCUGUGACCAAAGGUCCCCUUGUUCCUGCAGUUAAAGUCAAGAGACAUGAAAUAAAGAGUGACCCAACUCCCCUGGGGUUUGAAGAUGCUUUUGAGAACACCAUAUUGGCCCAGACUAAAUGUAAUACCAGUUCCACCAUGAGACCUGUACCUAGAUCUGCUUCACAGACAGGUUGGCCCAGCAAGCAAAUGCCAUCUCUAGACACAUUUGAAGAUUUUGAAGCCAUCCCCUCCAGCACAGAUGAACUCUCCAACUCUUCUGACUUGGAGGAAGAGACCAAUCCUAACAAUGGGACCAAUCUUUUUCGGGUAGAAGGCAGUUUUGACAGCUGUUUCCCGGAUUCUCUUACACUUGAGGAUGGAGAUUUAGUGCAGUUUGUGCAGGAAGGAGAAAAUGGUCAAUGGUUAGUGAAGAAACUGGUCUCUGAGAAAAGCGACUGGGUUCCUUCCAGUAUAUUGCAGCCAGCAGAGGGGGACAGUAACAGCAUAAUUAAGAACAGCAAUGCAGACACGUACAAUGAUUCCUGCAGCACGGCCUCAGUAGAGUCAGACACUAAGGAGAGCGAGGUGACCAAAAGCUUCCCAGCAGAACAGAGGGCUGGCAGCUGA
This is a messenger RNA of Gavia stellata (red-throated loon), 3858 nucleotides long. RefSeq names its product MCF.2 cell line derived transforming sequence-like 2 (gene MCF2L2). Lineage: Eukaryota; Metazoa; Chordata; Aves; Gaviiformes; Gaviidae. The record is from RefSeq and is a predicted model, not a curated record. The coding region runs from base 1 to 3858 and encodes 1285 amino acids. Gene Ontology annotation, cellular component: cytoplasm. Gene Ontology annotation, biological process: intracellular signal transduction. The transcript is spliced from 34 exons. Gene Ontology annotation, molecular function: guanyl-nucleotide exchange factor activity; protein binding.